Messenger RNA from Pyricularia pennisetigena, 1596 nucleotides. RefSeq lists its product as uncharacterized. Lineage: Eukaryota; Fungi; Ascomycota; Sordariomycetes; Magnaporthales; Pyriculariaceae. The transcript is spliced from 2 exons. Gene Ontology annotation, biological process: fungal-type cell wall (1->3)-beta-D-glucan biosynthetic process. Bases 1 to 1596 code for a protein of 531 amino acids. Gene Ontology annotation, molecular function: 1,3-beta-glucanosyltransferase activity. The record is from RefSeq and is a predicted model, not a curated record. Gene Ontology annotation, cellular component: fungal-type cell wall; cytoplasm.
AUGGGUUUCAUUAAACUCGCCAAGGCGCUGGGCGUCUUGCAACUUGCAUCUGCUGCAGCCGCAGCGACCGAGCCCAUCACGGCCAAAGGUCAGUACCUUUUCUUCAAGAAUGGGACGCAGUUCUACAUUCGCGGCGUGGCGUACCAGCAGGGCGUCAACGUCAACGGCCAGGGCGACGCGACGUCGGCAAACGUCAACGAUCCGCUCGCAGAUGAGGCCAGCUGCCGCCGAGACGCUCCGCUGCUCAGCAAACUCGGCACCAACGUCAUCCGCGUCUACGCGAUUGACCCCAAGAAAGACCAUACCACCUGCAUGAAGAUCCUCGACGAUGCUGGCAUCUACGUUAUCGCCGACCUCAGCGCCCCCGACAUUUCGGUAGAGCGUGACUCGCCCUCUUGGGACGUGUCGCUGCUUGCGAGGUACACGGGCGUCAUCGACAACCUGUCCAAGUUCCAGAACACGCUCGGCUUCUUCGCCGGUAACGAGGUCACCAACAACGCCACCAACACCCAGGCCUCGGCGUUCAUCAAGGCGGCGGUGCGUGACUCCAAGGCAUACAUCAAGAGCAAGAACCUGGGCCGCUGGUUGGGCGUUGGCUAUGCGACCAAUGACGACGCCGGCACGAGGGACAACCUGGCCAACUAUUUCAACUGCGGAAAGUCCGAGGAGUCGGUCGACUUUUGGGGCUACAACAUUUACGAAUGGUGCGGCAAGAGCACCUUCCAGGCCAGUGGCUACGAGGAGAGGACCAAGUUCUUCCAGGACUACUCCGUUCCCGUCUUCUUCUCCGAGUAUGGUUGCCAGAACCCCGGCGGUGCCGCCGCGCGUAUCUUCCAGGAGACUGGGGCCCUCUACAGCAAUGACAUGAACAAGGUCUGGUCUGGCGGCAUCGUGUACGAAUACUUCCAGGAGCAGAACGACUAUGGUCUUGUCUCCCUCUCCGGCAACUCGGUCACUACCAUGAAGGACUUUGGUGCUCUGGCCACCCAGAUCGCCCAGUCUGGCUACCCAACGGGCACUGCCAUGAACUCGUACCAGCCCACCAACACGGCACGCGCAUGCCCCGCCGUUGGUGACAAGUGGAAGGCUGCCGAGAAGCUGCCGCCGUCGCCCAACACGACGGUCUGCUCGUGCAUGUACCAGUCCCUUUCGUGCGUGCCUUCGGCCAAGAUCGCCUCGGACGCCAAGUCGGUCGGUUCGCUCUUCGGCACCGUCUGCGGCAUGGACUCCAAGGCCUGCGACGGCAUCAAGACGGACGCUUCCACCGGCACUUACGGCCUCUACUCGAUGUGCAACGCCACCGAGAAGCUGGGCAACGCGCUCAACGCCUACUACAACAACCAGGGCAAGUCCGCCAGUGCCUGCGACUUCAAGGGCCAGGCUUCAGUGGUCUCGAGCCCCAAGGCGGACAGCACCUGCACCAGCGUGCUGUCGGCCGCUAGCAGCGCAGCCGCGUCUGGCGGCAGCGGCGGCGGUAAGAACGCCGCCGGCGCUUUGAGGGUUGGCGCCGGCUGGGGUGCUGCAUUUGAUGGUGCCUUUGGCGCUGGCGUCGUCGUUUUGUCGGCGGUCGUUGGUGCUGCGGCUGUUUUGAUGUAG